AUGGGCCUUGUGAGCAGCACGGUGCGCUCCAUAGUUGGCGCCCCGUCUGCGCACGACGGGCAACAAGCAUCUGCAGUACCAACGGACGCGCAACAAAAUUCCGCACCUGAUGUGCACGACUUCAGUGAUACAAUCGAUGCAGCUGACAGCCUGAUAGUUCUUCAUUCUGACCCGGAUGAGCAAGAAGAACCACAACAAUUAGACCACGACGAAAAAAAUGGACGUAGACGCUCCUCGACCACUUCACCCACUGCGAAACUGUCGCAACGCAGCAGACCGAAAAAGUUUCAGCGACAGUCGGCCAUAUCAACACGAACAUCUGGUGCGAAAGAAGACAACAAGGGUUGGAUAUCUUUAUCCAGAAAAGUCGGUCUACUUCAAGAACAAGAGCAUACCUCAGAUACAACCGGGAGCCAAGUAGAACAAAGCGUAACAAAUACUGCUGCGGGCUAUGGAGCUAAGAAGGCAGUGAAGAGCUCGUCGUCUACCACGAAUUCUAGCGAAGCAGAUGCGAUGAUAACCUCAAAAUUGGAAGAACUAAAAUCAGAAAAGGUGUCGGCUGCACUCAACCACACUAGUAGUGCAACAAAAGAAGUGCCAGGGCGUGUGGCCUGUUCAUCUGUCGACGUUGGGCAGAAGUCUCCUGUACCUGUAGCUACAGCCACAUCCGCUUUUCGGUCGUCGACGGAGCGGCCGGCUCUUCUCGUGUCCACAACGCCACUAAAAGCAGCAAAACGGCCAAGUUCGAGCAUCAACGCUGCAACGCUUGAUGUGGAUGUCGCCAAUAAAAAUAAUGAAGCAGACCAUGUUUUCGUAGAUCCUACUGAGGCUGUGAGCCCUCUACCAACGAAAUGUCGCAGAAAAAUAUCCGCUCCCCGGUACUUUCAGAGUCCACGACCAUAG
Molecule: messenger RNA, 903 nt
Organism: Amoebophrya sp. A25
Lineage: Eukaryota; Dinophyceae; Syndiniales; Amoebophryaceae
Source: the annotation of a GenBank genome assembly